GUGGGAGAAGAAGGAACACACAACCAAGUUAACACAAUAAACUGUAAAAAGACAUGGUUUUAGCCGACUUAGGAUCUCGACUUCGAGGUGCGCUUUCCAGCGUUGAGUCCGGGUCCGAGAAGGAGAUCCAGGCGCUCAUCAAGGAUCUUUGCACUGCACUUUUGGAGGCGGACGUGAACAUCAAAUUGGUGGCGAAACUCCGUGACAACAUCCGAACCAAGGUGGCUAAGGAGGUCCGUGAGGACGAAGGUGGUGCCAACAAGCGUAAGAAGCUCCAGAAGAUUGUGUAUGAUGAGCUCUGUGGGCUUGUGGACUCGAACGAACAACCACCACAGCCAAAGAAAUUGUCGCAACAACAACGUCAACGUCCACUGACCACGACCCGUGGUGGCAAGAAAGUCACCAAGGUGACUGGCGAGCUGUAUGUUAUCAUGUUUGUUGGGUUGCAGGGUGCCGGUAAAACCACCUCGUGUACGAAAUUAGCGCUCUAUUACAAGAAACGUGGCUACAAGGUUGGGUUGGUCUGUGCCGAUACUUUCAGAGCCGGGGCGUUUGACCAAUUGAAACAGAACGCCACCAAGGCCGCCAUCCCUUACUAUGGGUCCUACACGGUCCAUGACCCGGUCCAAGUGGCCAGUGAAGGUGUGGCCAAGUUCAAAGCCGAACGCUUUGACAUUAUCAUUGUCGACACCUCGGGUCGUCACAGACAGGAACAGGCGCUUUUCGAUGAAAUGAUUCAAAUCUCGAGUUCGGUCCGCCCGGCACAAACCAUUUUGGUUAUGGAUGGGCUGAUUGGUCAAGCGGCUGAAUCGCAAGCCAAGGCUUUCAAGGAGUCUGCCAACUUUGGUUCCAUUAUCCUUACCAAGAUGGACGGCCACGCCAAGGGUGGUGGUGCCAUUUCUGCCGUGGCCGCUACAAACACCCCUAUCAUUUUCAUGGGGACUGGUGAGCAUGUCGGAGACUUCGAACCGUUCAAGCCAACGACAUUUGUCUCCAAGUUGCUUGGUAUUGGUGACAUUCAGUCGCUCUUGGAGCACGUCCAGCUGCUCAACCUCCAAGAUGACGCAUCUCAUAAGCAAACCAUUGAGAAUUUCAAAGAGGGGAAGUUCACCUUGCGUGAUUUCCAAACACAAAUGAAUAACUUCUUGAAGAUGGGACCUCUCACAAACAUUGCCCUGAUGAUCCCGGGGAUGUCUGGGAUCAUGGAGCAAGUUGGGGAAGAGGAAACCUCACGUAAGAUCAAGAAUAUGAUUUAUAUCAUGGACUCGAUGACUACACGUGAGUUGGAUAGUGAUGGCCGCAUUUUCACCGAGCAACCAGAAAGAAUCAUCAGGGUGGCCCGUGGGUCCGGAUGUCUGGCGGUCGAAGUUGAAAUGGUAUUACAACAACAACGUAUGAUGAGCAGCAUGGCCAAGAACAUGGGUGGAGCCAUGCCCGGUGCUGGAGGGGCCAUGCCUGGAAUGGGCGGUAUGCCCGGCAUGGGAGGUCCUGGCGGUCCUGGUGGCAUGAGACCACCAGCCGGGUUCAUGCAACAGGCGAUGAAGAUGUUUGGCGGAGCUGGUGGUGGUGCUGGGGGCAUGCCGGACAUGGCAUCGAUGAUGAACAACCCUCAAAUGAUGCAACAGGCACAACAGAUGAUGAGACAAAACCCGGGCAUGAUGCAACAGGCACAACAGAUGAUGCAGAACCCGGGCAUGAUGCAACAGAUGAUGAAGCAGUUUGGCGGUGGUAUGGGUAUGUAAAAAAGAGAAAGAAGCUAAUAAUUUUAACCACAAUAAUACAUAGUACGAGACAAU
[Candida] anglica is the source of this 1796-nucleotide messenger RNA. NCBI's taxonomy places the organism in Eukaryota, Fungi, Ascomycota, Pichiomycetes, Serinales, Debaryomycetaceae. The record is from the annotation of a GenBank genome assembly.